Molecule: messenger RNA, 729 nt
Organism: Bipolaris oryzae ATCC 44560
Lineage: Eukaryota; Fungi; Ascomycota; Dothideomycetes; Pleosporales; Pleosporaceae
Exons: 1
Coding region: 1-729 (242 amino acids)
Source: RefSeq, a predicted model, not a curated record
AUGCCAUACUAUCCAAAGACUACUAGCAUCUACUCUACUUCAUCGUCAUCAGAAGAAGAACACUACUACAUACCUUCUCGAGACCAACGCCAUAACUACAACUGGGACACCAACCAACCACACACCCUCAUCCCUCAGCUCAACACCGCAACCACCUUUUCCACCAAAUCCCCAACAUCCCUGCCGAUGACAGACUCCUCGCACCACCACCAACCCAUCGACGCGCGAGCCCUGCACUCCCGCCUCGCUGUCAUCACCAGCAACAACAACAAUAGCAACGAAACCACCACCGACCAUGGAUCCCCCCACCGACGUCUCCGACCCUCCCUUGAUAGCACCAUCACCACCAACAACACUCUCCCCUUCACCAAAUCCUCGACAAUCUCCACCUUUGACUCGCACACCUCCACCACCUCCUCGCGCCUCCACGCCUCCCCAAGCAGCAGACUGCACCCGGAGACCGUGGGCAUCGCGCCCGGCGACUUCAGCAAGCCAAGAGUGCCCCGGCGAAGCCGCAGAUACACCAUGGAGAGUAGCACGAGCAGUGGGAGUGCCAGGAGGGAAAGGGAGGAGCCGGCGCAGUUUAAAUAUUACGGGCGCCAUGGCAAUCAGUGGCUCUUCAAUGAUUUUAGUGUUAGCGGGGCGGUGGCAAAAGGGUUUAGGAGGGUGUUUAGGGGGAAAGGGGAGGAAGGGAAGGGGGAUUGGUAUGAGGAUCGGGAGGGGAGGUGA